AUGGCCGAUUCAGCUACCCCAGCGCACCUCGACCCUUCCGACCUCGGCACAAAGGAAUACUGGGACACGCUCUACGAAAAGGAACUCACCAACCACGCCGAGAACCCAGCCGACGAAGGGACAGUCUGGUUCGACGACUCGGACGCCGAGCACAAGAUUGUCGAGUUCCUGGAGAACAACAACAUCACCAGCAGCGAGCUAGGAUUCAAUCUCGACCGCGAGUCCGCCGCCGUGCUCGACCUCGGCUGCGGCAACGGCAGCUUGCUGUUUGCGCUGCGCGACGCCGGGUGGAACGGCCGCUUGCUGGGCGUGGACUACAGCGAGCGGAGCGUGGAGCUGGCGCAGCGCGUGGGCGUCUCGAGGGGCGUGCUGCGGGAGGAAGAAGGGGAGGCGGAAGAGAGGGUGGUCGAGUUCAGAGUCUGGGAUGUGCUCCGCGGUGCGCUCGACGAUGUCCGCGCAACGACACCACCACCACCACCACCACCACCACCAGCAGCGGCGGCGGCGAUGACACAAGACAAGGAGGGAGAAGGGGGGAAUAGCGCAGCAGCAGCAGGGUGGGAUAUAGUCCUCGACAAAGGCACCUUCGACGCGGUGAGCCUGUCGGGGGAGCGUGACACGCAGGGGCGGCGGGUUUGCGAAGGGUACGGGGAGCGGGUGCUGCAGCUGCUCCGGACGGGCGGGAUAUUCGUUGUCACGAGCUGCAACUGGACCGAGAAGGAGCUGCGGGACUGGUUUGAGACCAAGACCGAGGCGCUACCCGAGACCGGGGCGAGGCUGAGACUUGCUGGGAGGAUAGAGUACCCCAGCUUCAGCUUUGGCGGCGUCAAGGGCCAGACGAUUAGUACCUUGUGCUUUGAGAAGAUCCUAGCUUAG
This is a messenger RNA of Chaetomium strumarium, 876 nucleotides long. Its product is annotated as methyltransferase domain-containing protein. The transcript is spliced from 2 exons. Lineage: Eukaryota; Fungi; Ascomycota; Sordariomycetes; Sordariales; Chaetomiaceae. The coding region runs from base 1 to 876 and encodes 291 amino acids. The record is from RefSeq and is a predicted model, not a curated record. Gene Ontology annotation, cellular component: cytoplasm. Gene Ontology annotation, molecular function: protein-lysine N-methyltransferase activity.